AAGUUUGAAACUAGCAACGGUACAAGUUAACACUUAUUUCGUUUCGACACAAUCUUCCAACAGUCUAAAGAAUCGAUUUCAUAAAUUCUUCCCUGCCCCGACCAAAUCCAAUUCGAUCUCGUGAACCGCAAGAAGCAUUGCGUGCUUCGUGCUCUUCGAUUCUUGCAAUUAUUCACAACUUUCUAAAGCAACUUCCAAACCUACAUUUGUUGUCUUACCACAAAUUCUAACAACUAGACAAAUCGAUCGGCUAUAAUACUACGGAAAAAAAUUCGCGCAGGCGUUCAACAACUUCGUGCUGUUAUUCUCCUGUAAGAAAGGCAAUUCAAUAGUUACCGGGACAUCGAUGAGAAGCCACGAUGAGCGAAUCCGUGAUGAUAAAAGCGAACGCCAAGAGUCAUAGCGAUUACAGUCUACAAAUAAAUCGUUGGAUAUUAAAACCGAUCGGUGCCUGGCCAUAUUUCUCCACUACGUCGACACGCGAAAGAGUCAUUUCCUUGUUUUUAAUCGUUCUCUGCUACGUCAUUAUACUGUUCAACAUAAUUCCUUGCGUCGCUCAUUUAAUCUUCGUAGGUGAUAGUUUUUAUAGAAAAGUAAAAGUAUUUGGUCCUCUGACUCAUUCAUUUCUCGGUGGAAUCAAUUACACGAACCUGCUGUUUCGGGGCAGAAAUAUCAGUGACUGUGUGGAACGCAUUGAAACUGACUGGCGAAUGGUGAAGAAAGAGGACGAGCAACAAGUAAUGUUGAAACACGCGAAGUUUGGCCGAUACGUGUCGACUAUGUGCGCGAUCUUCGUGCAUAGUGGUAUCAUGUCUUACUGUAUAGUAAGUGCAUCCAAUGUGCAGAUCAUCAAAGUUGGCAACGAAACAAGGACCAUACGUACGUUACCUUUUGAUGUUUACAACAAGAUGAUCCCAGUCGACACGAGUCCCGCGAACGAAAUAGUCCUCGUAGUGCAGUUUCUAUCGGCUUUCAUCGCCGACUCCAGUGGAAUUGCAUUUUACACCCUCGCGAGUGUCUUGGCCUCACAUGCUUGCGGUCAACUGGGCGUGUUAACGAUUUGGAUCAAUGACUAUGUGAAUGAAGCUGGAAACAGAAAGCAGGAUGCUUCUUUUAGAAAAAUUGAAACGAUCGUAAAACAUCAUCUGAGAAUACUAGAUUUUAUAGCACGUAUAGAGGAAAUAAUGAGCUGGGUAUGCAUGAUAGAGUUGUUUAGAUGCGUUUUGGCAAUAUGCAUGGUUGGGUAUUAUAUCGUUACGGUUGUCCCAGAAGUGUGUCUUUCUUUGUGUCCCAAAAGUGUUUUUCAACAAAAAUGUCUUACAACAAUGCAUCUUUAUAUAAACAUGAAACUUAAUCUGUCAAAUGUUGUUUUCUUUAUUUCAAAAGAACAAAAUGCAUCAUACAUAGUUCAAUAA
This is a messenger RNA of Bombus impatiens (common eastern bumble bee), 1415 nucleotides long. RefSeq lists its product as uncharacterized. The transcript has 3 exons. Bases 360 to 1415 code for a protein of 351 amino acids. NCBI's taxonomy places the organism in Eukaryota, Metazoa, Arthropoda, Insecta, Hymenoptera, Apidae. The record is from RefSeq and is a predicted model, not a curated record. Gene Ontology annotation, molecular function: odorant binding; olfactory receptor activity. Gene Ontology annotation, biological process: sensory perception of smell; detection of chemical stimulus involved in sensory perception of smell. Gene Ontology annotation, cellular component: plasma membrane.